UAGUCUCUGACACUCUGAAACUCUGAAGUUAGAACUCACAACCAUAAAACACUACGAUUAAAACAAACAUGUCAUACAUUAAACUCUAAAUAAUCACAAUAGGAAUAGCGGAAGCUUUUUGUAACAAGAACUGGCCAAUUUAAAUUUCAAGCUUAUCAUAAAGAAUAUGGAUUGUUCUUAAUUUCUUCAAAAGUCCCAAUUAAACCACAGUAAAAUGUUCCGGUCAAGAUUGUGCAGUCUGCUCAAGACUUCUUUUAAAUUUAACAGUAGAAAAUUGUCGUAUAAAAUACUCAAAAUAACCCCAAUCACAUUUUCAGCCUUGACAACUGUAUCUUGUGAUGAUCAAAAACAGGAGGUCACAGAAAUUAGUAAUACAGACAGUUUAGAGCAUGAGUUUUUGAUAAGACAAGCUACUACAGUGAAUGUGAAUGCGGCAACUCAACUUCUAACAGUUACUUUAGUUGCAAUUCAAGACACUAGCGAGAGAUUAAGAGAUGCAUUAACAAAAGAAAUAUGUCUCGUAAAGCAAGCCAUAGAGUGGGGGGAGGAUGGAACACCUGCUCAACAUUGGGAUCAGCUUGUAGCCAUUCGUGGGGCAUUAUGUGAUCUUAAUCAUAAUCUUAGAACAUUAUUUAGUUAUAUGGACUAUGCUGAAAAAUUGGCAACUGUAGCUGCAGAAAUCUCCUAUUUAUCUGGAAACACUGCAGCCUCUGACGCAAUAUGUGAACGGAUUGAUCAUGCUAAUAGGUCUUGCAACAACCAGAAGAAACUGACACAUGACCUGCAACAAGAGUGUUUGGAGUUACAACAGUUAGCAAUAAUAAAUGCUCCUCAUUUAGAAGAACAAUUAAAACCAAAUGAUAAAAAACGAAAUUAAAUAUUAAUUUAGUAAAAGUGGCUAUUGUUAAAAAAAUUAUAAAAUUAGAGAAGAAAUAUGUCAAAACACCUAAUAUAAAAUUCUAUAUGGAGCGAAUAACGCUGUUACGUUAAGUUUACAUUGCUUAAAGAACAUGAUGCUCGAAAAAUAAAUUUUAAAUAUUUUUUCUCAACAAUUAUAGGAUACAAUUUAUUUUGUAAUUGAAUUAUUAUUAUAGUUUUAAUGAGGUAGUCAUUGAUGUUUUAGUGUAAAAAAUACUAUUUAGCUUGUUUGGAUUAUUUUAAAAUAGGAAAUAUAAAUAUAUUACCAGAACA
Molecule: messenger RNA, 1191 nt
Organism: Pieris brassicae (large cabbage white)
Lineage: Eukaryota; Metazoa; Arthropoda; Insecta; Lepidoptera; Pieridae
Exons: 4
Coding region: 215-877 (220 amino acids)
Biological process (GO): apoptotic process
Cellular component (GO): mitochondrion
Source: RefSeq, a predicted model, not a curated record